Messenger RNA from Dioscorea cayenensis subsp. rotundata (Guinea yam), 938 nucleotides. RefSeq lists its product as uncharacterized. Lineage: Eukaryota; Viridiplantae; Streptophyta; Magnoliopsida; Dioscoreales; Dioscoreaceae. The record is from RefSeq and is a predicted model, not a curated record. The transcript has 2 exons. The annotation marks the transcript as partial.
AUGGAGAGGUUUUUUAAACCUAAACCGAAAAGUUGUGAAUCGGGAACAAAUGUUUCUUCAGAAGCUAGUACUGGAGCACAAAAGGGAACUCGUGUUGAGUUCAGUCCAGAUGAUAUCAUUGCUGAUCCUGGAAUUCGUCAACCAAUUGAAGAAUGUGAUGUUGAUAUUAGAGAUCGAGUUCGAAGAUCAUAUUUAUUGAAAGGCCCAUGUCAACCAAUUGGAUAUGAGUUCCCCAAAAAACAACAAGGAAAAGAAAUGCGACGCUUUCAAGAAGCAUGGUUUCAAAAGUAUAAUUGGUUGGAAUAUAGUGUGGCAAAAGAUGAAGCCUAUUGUUUUUAUUAUUAUCUUUUCAGGCAGGAUAGAAGCGAAAAGGGAGCAAGUGAUAUUUUUACAAGAAAAGGGUUUUCUAAUUGGAGGAAAGCACUUAAGGCUUUUAAUCAACAUGUAGGCACAGUAAAUAGUGCACAUAAUGAUGCUAGACAACAUUGUGAAGAUUUUAAAAAUCAGAGACAAAGUGUGUCACACGUGUUAUCUUCUCAUGGGCGUCAAAUGGAGAUCGAUUAUCGUUCUCGUCUAACAGCUAUUCUAGAUGUCGUACGAAUUCUUUUGGUACAAGGUCUUGCAUUCCGUGGUCAUGAUGAGUCUUCAAGUUCUAAAAUAAUGGGAAUUUUUUGGAGAUACUCAAUUGAGACAACGUUAGCAAUUAUUAAUGAAAUUGGUGACAGUAAUUUCUCACUAAUUGUUGAUGAGUCUCGAGAUAAAUCAAUAAAGGAGCAAAUGGCAGUCAUUUUGAGGUUUGUGAACAAGCAAGGUCAGGUUGUUGAAAGAUUUCUUGCGAUUCAGCAUGUAGCCGACACUUCAGCAUUUUGUCUAAAAGUAACUUUAGAUGAAUUAUUUGCUCGUCAUGGUUUAUCAAUUUCAAAAUUAAGAGGACAAGG